This is a messenger RNA of Monascus purpureus, 846 nucleotides long. NCBI's taxonomy places the organism in Eukaryota, Fungi, Ascomycota, Eurotiomycetes, Eurotiales, Aspergillaceae. The record is from the annotation of a GenBank genome assembly.
AUGAUCAUCCAAUUCACUACCGUUCAGCUGUGGUCUGCCAUCACUGGGACUCGUCCUGGUAUCCUACUGCCGCAGAAAGCUUCUCUACCUGACAGGCCAUCACUGGGAAAACGAAAUUGGCACCAAGCAUUUCCGAGUGACCUCCCCAAACACGUAUCAAUGGAUGAUCUACCAGGCUCCGUGUGUUACCGCGACAUCAAGCUCUUUUACCUUAAAGAUCCUGACAGCAAACGUGAUAUCCUGUGCGCGAUUAUUGAGUUUCGCAAUCUCAAGGGUCAACUGGAAGGUGCUGAUGGGACCAAGUUUUUUAUGCACAGCGACUAUCAGCUGGCCUAUUGUCCCAUCACCCAGAUUAUCGCAUACGCCUUUCGUGAUGGAGCAUUCGAAAACAGCGCAUUGACGCCCGAUAUUGUAUGGCGCCUGAAAGUUCUGAAAUGCUUGCAAUCCCUCCCUCUCCGAUGGAAGCUGGAGAAGCUAAAUACUCCUCUCCUUUGGCGCCUCAAGCGGACUCCCUACGGCUAUGAACUACACGAGUCUUUGUCCAUGACGUAUGAUUCGAGUUGGCAAGCGCUCCAAGAGUUGGGACGUGAUGCCAGGUUUGAGAAUGACAUCGGCCACUAUAACUACCGGCGUUGGACUGCAAAUGAAGUUAAUCAUACAUAUGACCAGUUGUAUCCAGUUGGACGCAAUUCAGAGGAAAACAUCUCAGCCAAUACUCUAUAUGAUGAUGUGUCUAACUUGCCGUAUUAUAGGGAAUUUUACCAGCCAGGAACGGAAGAGGGUGCUAGGCCAGUCUGGCAACACAGUUUUCAAAAAGCACUAUCAGUCGCAAUUCAUCCAGCGUGA